AUGUUGGAAGACAUGGUGGUAGUCGCCGAGGUGGCAACAAAGGAGAUCCAGCCCGCGGAAGCCCAGCCGGCUCCCGCCGCCGAGCCCGAACCAGCUCUCAAGCCGGAACCAACUCCCGAGCAAAAGCCACUUUCUGAGCAAAAAUCUGCCAUUGACGCGAUACCGGUCAAAGUGGUAGCCAACGCCCCAGGAUUUUCAUGGCUGAAACCGCACCCGACCUUUGUAAUACUGCUGGUUGGCCCAGAUGAGCAGCCUUUCGGUCUGCAAAAGGACUUUUUAUGCUACAGAAGCGGCUACUACCGAAGAUACUUUGCCGAGCACGAGAACCAAGAGAAUCUCGAGCACAUUGUCAAACUGCCCGACACGUCGGUGCAGGUUUUUGGUCUGGCGCAGCAUUUUCUCUUUACAGGGGAUGUUAUUGCCGACCUGAGAGUGACACCGUCAUACGAAGCGCUUGUCAACCUGUGGAACCUAGGAUACAAGCUCGAGAUCGAAGGGCUAUGCGAUCGGACUCUGGACGCCAUGACGGAAUGCAGAAAAAGUACAUCGCGCAUACCUUCCACGCCAUUGCUGGUCCAGGUCUGGAAGGAAGCCCCAGAGGGUUCGGCGAUUAGACAGCUUCUGCUGUCGUGGACAGCCGAGUAUAUGAGAUCGUCGGCCGCCAGGGCCGAGUUUGCCAAGUCGCUGCCGCAAGAGGUGCUGAGCGAGCUGGUCGUUGCCAUGAGCUCGUUCGAACGCAGCAGCCUCGGCGAUCGAUCACAAGGAACAGCAGCAGCAACACGGAAAAACGUACACUAUCUAGCGGUCGCAGACGACGAGGGCGCACUUGCCAGUGCUAAACGGAACAGACGCGUGAGUGCCGUGCCUGCGCAACCAGCAGCGGCCCUUGUUCACGCAGACUCCUCGGCGCCGGCGGCCAAGAACAGAACCCCCCUGCCCAAGCCGCCAAAGAGACGAUCCGGGGCGGCGUACCUCGAGGGGCGCACAUUCUCGACGGCGUCCAAGCUGGACUUUUGCGCGGACCUGCUGACGCGCAUGCUGUCCGGGCCGGGCUUCUGGACCCGUCUCGUCGGCCCCUUUCGCGAUGCCGUCGAGCCCGAGGAGGACGGCGUGCCCGACUACUUUGACAAGGUGAAGCGGCCGAUGGACCUGAUGACGAUUAAAAGCAAAAUGGACGGCAAAAUGUACAAGGACGACGAGGAGUUUGCGGCCGACGUGCGGCAGAUUUUUGACAAUUGCUUCACGUACUGGAAGCCGGGCCAGCCCAUGUACGAGGCCGGGGAGCGUCUGCAGCGGACGUUUGAGGACAAGUACUCUCACAUGAACAAGUGGAUUGCCAAGAUGGGAGGCGAGGAGGGAGAUUAG
Beauveria bassiana ARSEF 2860 is the source of this 1365-nucleotide messenger RNA. RefSeq names its product TFIID associated protein. Gene Ontology annotation, cellular component: chromatin; nucleus. NCBI's taxonomy places the organism in Eukaryota, Fungi, Ascomycota, Sordariomycetes, Hypocreales, Cordycipitaceae. The transcript has 2 exons. The coding region runs from base 1 to 1365 and encodes 454 amino acids. The record is from RefSeq and is a predicted model, not a curated record. Gene Ontology annotation, biological process: chromatin remodeling; regulation of DNA-templated transcription.